Yarrowia lipolytica CLIB122 is the source of this 2553-nucleotide messenger RNA. RefSeq lists its product as uncharacterized. The record is from RefSeq and is a predicted model, not a curated record. Gene Ontology annotation, biological process: protein localization to plasma membrane. Gene Ontology annotation, cellular component: plasma membrane. Lineage: Eukaryota; Fungi; Ascomycota; Dipodascomycetes; Dipodascales.
AUGGCGCCCGGAAUCCCAAAACCGCGACACCAGCGACUGGUGCUGCAGUGCUACCCCGACGGCCAGGCCGCGGACAAAAAACCCAACCCCUCAGAGCUGUCGUAUCUGCUCUUCUACGUGAACCACAGACGAGUCAAGCUGGAAAAGGUCGGACCGUUCCUCGAGAACAAAUGCUACAAGGACGUGAGCCGAGGCCGCCAGGGCAACGUCAUGGUGGCACUCGACAUCUUUGCAAAGCUCAUCGAAGAGUGCCACGAAGACCUCAACCUGUUUGCUCAGAACGUGGUCAACACCCUGCUGGACGUGGUCAACUCCGGAGACCUGCUGCUGUGCCAGCACUCCAACAAGGUCUUUGCGCUCUUCUGCCAGUACCACGACGGAGGCCUGUUUCUGGGCGACCCCGAGUUUGUGCGGUCCUUCAAGCAGCUGCUCGAGGUCUACGUGAACAUGGCCAAGGUGCCCAACGGCCCCAACAGCGUGCAGUGGAAGAUUGUGGGCCUCGAAGCUGCCAAGAGCAUUGCUGGCUCUGCUGCCAUUGCCACCCAGACCGGAUCCACCUCCAUUUCCCCCAUUGUCCACCUUCUGCUGUCCUCUCUGCAAGAGUCCCAGUCUGAUCUGGAACAGCUGGACCACUCCCUGGAUCUCGGAGGAGGCCUCCCAGACAACAUUGGAGGCUCCAAGCGAAACUCUAUGCACCAGGACGCCAUCGACAACUUCAUUCACGAGGAGUCGCCCGAAAAACAGGUCAGAUACCUGUCGUUCCACGCCCUGCGCACAUUCUUCGACACAACCUCCGUGGUGCAGAUCCAGAGUGCCACACGAGCCAUUGUCACAUACAUCAUCAACUCCAACGUGCCCGAGCACUGGGCAACGUCGCUGGUGGUCAUUGUGGCCAAGUGGGCUCCUGUCCAGUACCGGUUUGUGAUCCUCGUCUCGCUGGUUGAGAUGCUCGUGGCCAUGUCGCCUAACAAUGUCAAGUCCGAACUCGUGGUUGCCGCCUUGAUCCACGCCUUGCUCUCCUCUACAGUCAACAUGGUCGGCCUGUCCGUUAUGGACAUUCUGGGAUCGCUACUCAACAAGCAGGCUGCCAUCAUCAAGCACGCCCAGUCCAACAAUGAGGCCAGCGGCGCCUUCGAGGAGCUCAUUGACAAGCUUUCGGCCUGCAUGAUCUCCCUGGGAACCCACAUUUACUACGCCGACCAGAUUUCCGAUAUGGUUGGAGAGGUUCUGUGGCGAUGUACUGACCCUGCUACUGCUGGACAAACCGGCCAUGCCGUGUCUGCGGACGACGGAACUGGCCUGCAGAUCAAACGACCCACCCGUCGAGUUUUUACCACUCUGUCCGCCAACAACGCGGAGCUGCAGCACUCCUCCGACGAGUCUGUGGGUGCCGCCACAGGCGGAACUGCCAACGGAAGCGCCGGUGUUGGCUCUUUCAGCCACGACAACUCCCCCGACGUGCUCAUUCGACGUCUGGCUAUCGUCGAGGGUUUCUUCCGACUCCAGAACGAGGAGCAGGACAUGACUGCCCACAACUCGGUACCUCUUUCGGCUUGGGACGGCACUCAGUAUCUGCUCAACCACGACUCGGCCAUCGUCAAGGAGGCCUACGUCUUCUGCUUCGUUGCUUUCCUCGAGUACGAGUUUGGCAACCCUGACAGAUUCCAGAUUGGAUUUGGCCGACGUGGAUACAACCAGAACGUGGCCUACGGCUUUGUAUCCCAUCUUUCCAUGCAGCUCAACAAGCUCAUCACCAACACUCGAGCAACUAACGGAGAUUUCCUGCUUGGAAACUCGCUGCUUCAGAAUAUUGUCAUUCGUCUGCAGCAAGAUGGUGUGGUCGCUACCUUCCCUCAUAUGCUCAAGGCCCAUGAGCUUGGCCGUGCUCUUGUCACCGGUCAGUCCUCGGAGUCCAACACUCUGGCCCAGGGAAUCAUCAUCGAGGACAUCUUUACUCUCUACCUCAAACAGGUUGGAGAUGUUUCUGAUGCUGCUGAUCUGACUGUGCAGGCUGGUGACGAGGUGGCUCUUCGAAAGAAGCUGGGUCUGUGGCCCAACUACCUUGACUGGCCCGUCUCCUCGUCGUCUCGCAUUCAGGAUGCCGACGCUCAGAUUGAUACCUCCAUGGUCGCCAAGAUGAAGACUCUUUCUCGUUCUGAGGUGGAGGGUCUGUUUGCCGAGUAUGUCACCAGCAUGCCCCAGGAGACUCGGGCUGAGCUUUUCUCUGACUACGAUGACGUCAUGACUAUUCACUCUCGACAACAGGUUCCCGAUGAGAACCUGAUUGUCGGCAAGGCUCGAUCUCUCAAGCAGCUCAACGCUGGCUCUAUUCUCGAGCGACAGACCAUGCGAGAUGGAUGGCUGGGAGACGAUGUCAAGAACAACAAGUUCGCCGAGGAGCGAAAGGGUUUCACUCCAACUGUUUCCGAUCUCAAGGGCGCCAUGGGCGGCAACGCUUACGUGAGCAAGGAGCCCAUUGCACAGAAGUUUGAUCCUCAGACGUUCCUCAACACGUGGACCGUGACGGAUAAUUUGGGUGGAUUAACCGUUUAG